AUGCCCAAGUCCAAGAGACAACGUACCAAGCCGCUAACACAGGCCAAUAAAAAGGGUAGAGAGCUUAAGCAGAACGUUGUAGACUCGAUACGCAAUGCGGUGGACACGUACGAAUCUGCCUAUGUAUUCAGCUAUCAAAACAUGCGCACCAACCACUUUAAGAAUGUUCGUAUGGACUUUAAAGAUAGUCGUUUUUUCUUGGGCAAGAACAAGGUCAUGAAGCUUGCACUUGGACGAUCGAAGGAGGAAGAAUACGCCGAGAACCUUUACCGUCUCUCCAAGGAUGUCAGCGGUAACACCGGUCUGCUGUUCACAAACAAGCCACACAAGGAGGUCAUGGACUAUUUUGUCAAGCUCUCGGUUAGCGACCACCCGCGGUCGGGCUUCGUAGCCACAGAGACCGUCACAAUUCCCGAGGGACCGUUACCGCAGUUUAUUGGCAGUAUGAUGGAGUCGCUGCGUGGCCUGGGACUUCCUGUGGAUUUGAAGAAUGGCGCCAUCGUUCUCAGCCGAAACUACACCAUUUGUAAGUCCGGACAAACUUUAACACCGGAACAAGCCAAGCUACUUGUGCACUUUGACCAUAAGAUGGCCGAGUUCAAGCUCGUGAUGCUGAGUGUCUGGUCCAAGGACAAGUACGAGCGUCUUGCGACUGAAGACGCCGUUACCACAUGCGACGACGACACCGAAGAUGAGGAUAUGUAA
This is a messenger RNA of Peronospora farinosa, 705 nucleotides long. Lineage: Eukaryota; Oomycota; Peronosporomycetes; Peronosporales; Peronosporaceae. The record is from the annotation of a GenBank genome assembly.